AGAUAGAUAUAUCAUACGUACAUGAUGGUCACUUCGUUCCUAACCUCGACAGUACUCACGGGGUUCGAUUCGGUUUGUUUACAAAUGCGAUAGAAAUUAACAAUAAAGAUAUUUUGCAGAAAGCAUUGAAUUGCGAGAAUGGCGACGCAACCUCCGACUGAAAUGGAUGCCGACCAAGUGAAAGUCUUUCGUGACUUUCUGUCGUCAUAUAAUAAAGUCUCUGAAAUUUGUUUUGUCGACUGUAUACACGACUUUACUACGCGAGAUGUAGGGUCUAAAGAAGAGAAAUGUGCCCUUAAUUGCAUGGAGAAAUACUUGAAAAUGACUCAGAGAGUAUCUCAGCGGUUCCAAGAAUUUCAAAUAAUGGCUAACGAAAACGCCUUGGCAGCUGCCAAGAAAUUAGGUCAGAUACAUUGAAUCUACUAAUGUAAUAUAAAUAUAAAUAAAAUGAUGAGAGUUUUCUUAUUGUAAUAUUAAGAUUACAGAGAAUAUCAUUUAAAACUUUACUAUAUUAAUUACUCGAUUCAGAACUUUUACACAAUGGGUCAAUUCAUUCUAAGUAGUGAUCAUUAGUUCGUAAAAAGCAAAAAAAAAAAAGA
Odontomachus brunneus is the source of this 599-nucleotide messenger RNA. RefSeq names its product mitochondrial import inner membrane translocase subunit Tim9 (gene Tim9a). The coding region runs from base 139 to 417 and encodes 92 amino acids. The transcript is spliced from 2 exons. NCBI's taxonomy places the organism in Eukaryota, Metazoa, Arthropoda, Insecta, Hymenoptera, Formicidae. The record is from RefSeq and is a predicted model, not a curated record.